ACAGACCUGUGGAGUUCAGGUGUAGCCCCGAUGUCGCUCCUCAGUCUGACCGCCCACUGGAUAGACUCCAGUUUUACUUUGCACAACGUGGUGCUACAUGCAAGUGAGCUGCGUGGCUCUCACACUUCAAUGCGUAUCCGGAAUGAUAUAGAAGAGAUGCUCGCCAAGUGGGACAUCGAUAAUGACAAGGUGCAUGUUGUUAUGAGGGACAACGCCGCCAACAUGAAUAAGGCAUUUGCAGACAUGGGGGUGCAGAGCCUGGGCUGUUUCGCACACACACGCCAACUCGUGGUCAUCCAAGGCCUUCUCGCCCAGCGAAGCAUCAUCGAUGCUGUCGCCAACGCACGGCAGCUUGUGGGUCAUUUUAAGCAUUCCCCAAAGGCCUACUCCAUCCUCGAAGACAUUCAGAAAGACCUGCACAUGCCAACACAACGACUCCAGCAGGACGUGUCAGUCAGAUGGAACAGUACUCAGUACAUGAUGCUGAGCCUUCUUCAGCAAAAGUGGCCGCUCAGUGUCUAUGCAGCGGACCACGACCUUCCAUGCAUGCCCUCUGCCAACCAAUGGGCGCUUAUGGAGAAGGCAGUUGUGGUCUUGAGUCCAUUUGAAGAGCUGACAAGGGCAGUGAGUGCUGCGACUGGAAGUGCCGCGGAUGUGAUCCCUGCAAUAACUGUCCUCAAGCGUCAUCUUUCCCGUGAAGAGAGCACAGAUGCUGGAAUCAAGACUAUGAAGAGAACACUUCUUGAGGCUGUCACUGAGCGCUUCGACUACGCUGAGACUGAACCAAUCUACUCCGUUGCUACAUUGGUUGACCCAAGAUACAAAGAUAGAUUCUUCACAAGUCCAGACCACCAGGAGCUUGCCAAGGAGGCUCUCAUUAGAGAGGUGGAGAUCAUGGAGAGAAAGAGGAAGGCUGGCAGUGAGGUGUCUGCAGAAGAGCCUCCAAGAAAGUCACCACGUCGAGGCGGUGUAGGCUGUGCAGCUGCAAACAGCAGCUUUGUCAGUCUAUAUGACGAGAUCUUGGAGGGGAAUGUGGUGGAGUCGAGGCCUGUGAGUACGUCAGCAGUCGUCACUCAGGUGGAGGCCUACCUGGCUGAACAAACCAUCCCAAGGUCAGAGAAUCCUCUACACUACUGGCGGGCACAUGCUACACAGCGACCCGCACUGGCUGAUACAGCCAUGAAGUUUCUUUGUGCACCUUGUACAUCGGUGGACAGUGAGAGACUGUUUAGUGCAGUGUCAAAUGUCCUUGAUGAAAAAAGGAACCGGUUGACAGCCGAUAAGGUGCAGGUGUUGGUUUUCAUUAAAAAAAACCUGCAGUACACUUUGAAGAAGUCAGUGCAGUAGAUUAAGAUGGAGGAAAUAAGGAGCUCUAUUACACUGUAAAAAUGUUUAUGUUUAAGUUUAGUGAUUACAUGUCUCUGAGAUCCCUUAAUUACCCACACUGUGAAAAAUAAUAAGUUCAGUUUACUUGAAAAAAGGGUGGAAACUCGUUGUCUCAAAUAAGUAACCAAAACUUUGUGUACGUUUACUUUAUGUGUACAAUUAUUGCAAAGAUUUUUAAGUUAUGGUUACUUACUUCCAAGAAGUAAAGUUUAGUGAAGCUUACUUGUAUUUACUGCUGUUAAAUGAGUAACCUUUUGAGUUGUAAAGGGUACUUUAUGUUGGAUAGUAAAGUUUUUUUUAAAAUUAUUAUUGCAAAAAAAAUGCUCUUAUUUGUGAUAGUGAGAGAAUA
Molecule: messenger RNA, 1735 nt
Organism: Gymnodraco acuticeps
Lineage: Eukaryota; Metazoa; Chordata; Actinopteri; Perciformes; Bathydraconidae
Product: zinc finger BED domain-containing protein 4-like
Exons: 5
Coding region: 31-1347 (438 amino acids)
Molecular function (GO): protein dimerization activity
Source: RefSeq, a predicted model, not a curated record